GGAGAGAAGCAGGGAAGGACGGCAGAGGAAGGCGAGUGGGGAGGAGGAAACGUCUCUGAUCGCUGCUGAAAGACAGAGAGAGGGGGAACAGACUGUAGGCUGCCUGCUCCACCUGCACGGUGAAGUAGAAGAGGGAGGACAAGACGAAAUUUUCGACAGACGAGACGAGACCCACUGCCACAGAAAAGCUGCGGCAAAUCUCACAAGCAGGGGAAGCCACAUCGCCCGGGAUGCAGACGCCGGCCUCCAUGGUUACCGGGAUAGUGUGUGCCCCGCUGGGGCUCGUCCUGGUCUUCACGGCCGCCAUCACGCCGCAGUGGCGGGAGGGCCGUGUGCGGCUGGGCGUGGCCGGGAUCGGUGGCAAGGAGGCCAUGCUGCUGCGUUCGGACGGGCUGUGGGAGAGCUGCCUGCAGGUGGUGGAGUCGGAGCUGAAGCAGUGCUGGCCAGUUUCCGGGCCGUACCAGCGGGACGCGCGGGUCCGCUGGGCACGGGGCCUGGUGCUCACCUCGCUCUUCCUGUGCGGCUCCAGUAUCGUGCUGGCCAGCAUCGGCGUCCGCUGCUGGAUGGACUUCCCCCUGCGGAACGUAGCAGGCACCAGCGGGGUGCUGAUCGCCCUGUCAGGCCUGCUCAGCCUGGCCGCGCUGGCACUCUACGCCCAUAACCUGCGGGUGCUGGGGCUGGAACCGGAGCCGCCCAUCGCCCCCUCGCACGCGUCCACCUCUGCGUCCCUCCAGCUCUCCUUACGCCCUGCCGGCUCGCUCUACUUCGGCUGGGUGGGGGGUUGCGUCCAGGUGCUCGGAGGAGCCGCUCUGUCACUCAGCUUCAAACGUCCCCAUUGCCCGCCAUGUGCACGCCCAGCAGCCCAGGAAGACGCAGAGGCCUAUGAGAUAAACUGCUAAACAACGGUUGCUAAGCAACAACUGCCAAGGAUCAACAAAGCCUUUGGACAGCUCUCUAGACACAUGUCUGUUCGCCUGGGGUUUGUGUCAUGUUGCCUGCGGUGUCUCUAAACAUCCUUAGGUAUUCUGGGAUGACAACAGCACCCCAAAUACUGGAAACAAAUGACAGUAUUUUUUUAGAAACUGCUUUACUUGUGAAAACUCUGAU
Molecule: messenger RNA, 1107 nt
Organism: Megalops cyprinoides (Indo-Pacific tarpon)
Lineage: Eukaryota; Metazoa; Chordata; Actinopteri; Elopiformes; Megalopidae
Product: claudin-23
Exons: 2
Coding region: 231-899 (222 amino acids)
Biological process (GO): cell adhesion; bicellular tight junction assembly
Cellular component (GO): bicellular tight junction; plasma membrane
Molecular function (GO): structural molecule activity
Source: RefSeq, a predicted model, not a curated record